AAUUGCAAUUUAAUUUUAUUUAUGUAAUUACUGUGCGUUAAGCCUCCCGCAAAUGGAGAACCUGUGCCGAACGUGCAUGUCCACCGUGGACGGCACCGACGACAAAUGCUCCAUCUCCGUGUACAGCGACACGGAAAUGAACGACACCGUUGCCGGCUUGCUGAACACUUUCUGCUCGAUGGAGAUCGCCCCGGACGACCCGCUGCCCAAGCAAAUCUGCCCCGGCUGCGUGCACGAGCUGCUCACCGUGAUCAACUUCCGGCGCCGGUGCGAACAGUCGGAGCAAAGUCUGCGCCAGCUGGUGCUGGAGCAGGAAACGGCGGCGAUUGCGGCGGAGGCCGCCGUCAUCUACUUUGAGCCGAUCGAGGUGGACCACAAGCCGGAUGUGCUGCAGGAGGCGGAGGAGUUGGUGGGGGAGCCGGAGGAACAGGAUGAGGUUCUGCUGGAGCAGCCUUACAGCGUCGUUGAGAUGAUGAGCUUCCGGUGCUGUUUGUGCGCGGGGAUUUUGCUGUACAGCGAGGAGGAGUAUCGGGGACACGUUCAGCAGGUUCACGGGAUGGAUGUGACGGAAGUCGACGGAGCGGAGCAGAGGUGCGUCAUUUGUCUACGGAGUUUUGAAAGUGGAGACGAGCUGGAACAGCAUCAGGGAAAGCGAUUCAUGGAACUUUACCAAUGCAACAGUUGUGAGGACAUUUACGAAAGUAUAGAAGAUGUAACGCAGCACUUUGGAGAGGUUCAUGAAGUUAGUGAGGUUCAACAACUACCGGUUAAACCGGAGGUUGAAGAAGAACCGCUGGUUGAGGAAGUCCCAGCGAAGAAGAUAAAACUAGAAGAAAAUUCUGAACGUUACUGCUGCGUAACGCACUGCCAUGAGGUCUUCAGCGGCGAGCAGGAGUUGAUUGCCCAUGCCCAGGAAAAGCACGAAAUCAAAAUAAAUCACAACCGAGCCAAGACGGAACCGGACAAACCAUUUACCUGCAACGUCUGCUUCCGGUCGUUUGGGUCGGUCAAGAACUUGAAAGUGCACCAAUUCGUCCGCGCCAACCACAACCAGGGAAAACACUUCAGCUGUGGUCACUGCCCGUUCCGAGCGGUGAGUGCCGCCCUCUUAACCGUCCACGAGCGGUCCAAACACAGUGGAGAACGGCCCUUCGAGUGUCCCCACUGCGAAAAGCGGUUCUUCAGCGAGCUCCACCUCAAGAACCAUCUCGUUUGCCAUUCCACAGCUCGGCCCUUUCCCUGCACCUCGUGCGACCGAAGUUUCAGCCGCAAACGCAACAUGGAAGAGCACAUCCGGUCCUGCCACUCGGAAGACAAACCCUUCCACUGUGACCAAUGUCCGGCACGCUUUAAAGUGCCCCAGCAUCUUCGAAUCCACGCUCGCAUCCACUCGGGAGAAAAGCCGUACCAGUGCCAGUUCUGUACCAACAGUUACUACCACAUAUCGGACAAAAAGCGCCACGAAAUGUCCCACACGGGAGUGCGUCCCUAUCGGUGUGAAACGUGCGGAGCCGCCUUCACUCGGAAGCGCACGUUGACCAUUCACGAGCGGACGCACACCGGCCUCAGGCCAUUCAAGUGCGAGCUUUGCUCGAAAGGAUUCUGCCAGAUGUCGACGUACAAGAAGCACAUGGAGCGGCACGAAGGGAUGGAGGCGGCGGGGAUGGUGGACCUGGUGGAGAUUUGCGACGACGGGUCGGUGGAGUCGGAUGAGGGGGAGGUGGUGAUGGAGGAAGAGGGAUAACGUGUAAUUUAUUGUAUAUUGUUUUGUUUAAAAAAAGAAAAGUCAAGACAUACAAGAGAAUCUAAAAAAAUACGAAAAAAAUAU
Messenger RNA from Culex pipiens pallens (northern house mosquito), 1828 nucleotides. RefSeq names its product zinc finger protein 260-like. Gene Ontology annotation, biological process: regulation of transcription by RNA polymerase II. The record is from RefSeq and is a predicted model, not a curated record. The transcript has a single exon. Gene Ontology annotation, cellular component: nucleus. Bases 53 to 1744 code for a protein of 563 amino acids. Gene Ontology annotation, molecular function: DNA-binding transcription activator activity, RNA polymerase II-specific; RNA polymerase II cis-regulatory region sequence-specific DNA binding; zinc ion binding. Lineage: Eukaryota; Metazoa; Arthropoda; Insecta; Diptera; Culicidae.